AUGGCAAUCUGUGGGGCCGGUCAGCAGGCAACGCCCGGGGUUGCUAAUGUUCGCGAUGGCCUCACAAUUCAUCUAGGAAAUCUUAGAGGCAUCACGCUUAAUUCAGAGAAGAGGAUUGUCUCUAUUGCGGCUGGUGGAGAGGGACAGAUGUGGGGUGGUAAGGUCUUCUACUUUCAACCCAGCUUUUCUGGCCAGAUUCAAAAUCUUGCCGAGUAUCCGCGUGACCCCAAAGCCGACUACGAUAUCCACAUUUGCGUCAGUCUCGGAUACGCCGGUGCGUUUGACGACUUCGUGUAUAUGAAUGAUGUCUUCUGCACAAGACCAGAAAAGCCCAAAACACUUGAACCAUCCGCAGAUAUCCAGCCUCAGAUCGAUCAGAUGAAGACUUUACGCAUCGACAACCUUAAAAGCUUUACUAGCGAGGGAUUUGCAAAUAGGGUAGCAAAAAAUGUUCACUACUUUGAAGGCUGA
This is a messenger RNA of Annulohypoxylon maeteangense, 471 nucleotides long. RefSeq lists its product as uncharacterized. Lineage: Eukaryota; Fungi; Ascomycota; Sordariomycetes; Xylariales; Hypoxylaceae. The coding region runs from base 1 to 471 and encodes 156 amino acids. The transcript has 3 exons. The record is from RefSeq and is a predicted model, not a curated record.